Lampris incognitus (smalleye Pacific opah) is the source of this 1379-nucleotide messenger RNA. RefSeq names its product muscleblind-like splicing regulator 3 (gene mbnl3). NCBI's taxonomy places the organism in Eukaryota, Metazoa, Chordata, Actinopteri, Lampriformes, Lampridae. The record is from RefSeq and is a predicted model, not a curated record. Gene Ontology annotation, molecular function: metal ion binding. The coding region runs from base 1 to 1080 and encodes 359 amino acids. The transcript has 6 exons.
AUGGCGGUGAGCAUGAACAUGGGACGGGACACCAAAUGGUUGACCCUGGAGGUUUGUCGCGAGUUCCAGAGGGGCACCUGCUCACGGUCUGACUCUGAGUGCAAGUUUGCCCACCCCUCCCGGAGCUGCCACGUGGAGAACGGCCGAGUCAUCGCCUGCUUCGACUCACUCAAGGGGCGCUGCACACGUGAGAACUGCAAAUACCUGCACCCUCCCCCACACCUGAAGACCCAGCUGGAGAUCAAUGGGAGGAACAACCUGAUCCAGCAGAAAACUGCGGCAGCCAUGUUAGCUCAACAGAUGCAAUUCAUGCUGCCUGGAGCCCAGUUACAGCCCAUAACCACAUUCCCAGUAACACCUUCCCUGGCAAACAGUCCCAGCAUGGCAUUCAGUCCAUAUCUGAGCCACAUGGGUCCAGGCGUGGGCCUGAUGCCUGAGCUGCUGCCCAGCACCCCCCUGCUGGUCCCUGGGAGUCCCACAGGCCUGGGAGCCAUUGGCAACGGCACCUCAGUACAAAAACAUGUGCGCACAGACAAGCUAGAGGUUUGUCGCGAGUUCCAGCGUGGCAACUGCACCCGGGGUGAGAGUGACUGCCGAUACGCCCACCCCCUGGAGGCGGGCAUGGUGGACUGCAGUGAGAACUCUGUUAUUGUCUGCAUGGACUACAUCAAGGGUCGCUGCAGCCGGGACAAGUGCAAGUACUUUCACCCUCCCGCUCACCUGCAGGCCAGGAUCAAGGCUUCACAGCACCAGGCCAGUCAAAGCACUGCAUCCGCAGCCUUGGCCCUUCCUCCAGGGGCCAUGCAACCGCUACCAAAGAGGCCCACCUUAGAGAAGAGCAAUGGAGCUGCUCCCACUAUAUUUAACCCCAGCAUGUUCCACUACCAGCAGGCCCUGGCUAACAUGCAGCUUCAACAGCCAGCCUUUAUCCCCACUGUAGACCCUUCAGAGAUACUGAGUGCCGAUCCAGUAGAGCUCCAGUGUAUCCCGAUGGAAACCCACUUCUGUCCCGUCCCGAAACUGCUUCUGGCGGCUCCCAUGGCGCUAAACUCAGUCGGCCUCACCCGCAACCCCAGUUAAGUCUCCAUCAACAGUCCUUUCUCCUCUCCCCCCGAACUUCGGCCCUACUGGGGCAGUUAGCUAUCUGAAUGCAGCAAACACGUGCCUAACCUACAGUGCACACUAGUGAGUGGCAGUAUGAACCUCUUUGGAGAUAUUUUAGACAAGAAGUAGUCAAGAAAGAGCUCUGUCGGUCCAUGUAAUAUUCUCGCUUGGACCCAGAACUCUUGAUAAACGCCAGCCAUCUUGAUACACAGGCUCGAGGAGCUGGCUGAGCAAUAGAGCUCCCCCUUUCUUACAGCCAUACACACCCACACAAU